AUUGUACGUAUAAUUAGAGAAAGGACGUGGGCCAGUUGGAAAUUGGAAUCUGCUCUUGCUUGCCUCAGUCUCUUAGUGUCUCUGUACUCUCUUAUAGAAAAGCAUCAUGGACGUGUUUUUAAUGAUCCGUCGUAAGAAGCAGACGAUACUAUUGGACGCCACAGAGGAGACCACCGUCACUCAGUUAAAGAAGACGCUCGAGGCGAUACUAAAGAGACCACCCGAUGAGAUUCAGUUGUAUAAAAUGGACACCAACGAGGCCCUGGAUGACACCCGUACGCUGGGGGACUGUGGGUACAAGUCUUCCAACUCAAAGGCUCAGGAUCCGUCACAAAUUGGACUAAGAUUGAAAAUAGAUGGAGAGUAUGAGAAUUUUGACAUUACCCCUUACUCCACACCACCAGAUUUACCUGAUGUAAUGCGUACCCCUGACGUCAGUGGAGGCGGUCAAAUGUCCUCAGUAGCAGCUGGAGGAAAAGAAUAGAAAACAAAGAGAUAACUAUUCUAGUGUUAUUAUUAUUACUUCUUUUUGUGUUUUGUUAUUAUUAUAUUAAUUAAUCUAAAGUUGACGUGUCAAUACUUACCCUUUCAAUUUUUUGUUUUUUUGUAAUGCAAAAGUUUCAUUCACUGUAUCUGUCCUUAAGCUACUUUAGUCUGUUCUUGUUGUAAUUGAUAUUUUAACAUAAUUCGUGUGUUAAUAAAACCUCUAGUUUAUUAUUAUAUUAACUAUUUGACAAAUUAACUCAA
This is a messenger RNA of Amphimedon queenslandica, 747 nucleotides long. Its product is annotated as transcription elongation factor B polypeptide 2-like. Lineage: Eukaryota; Metazoa; Porifera; Demospongiae; Haplosclerida; Niphatidae. The record is from RefSeq and is a predicted model, not a curated record. Gene Ontology annotation, cellular component: elongin complex; VCB complex. The transcript is spliced from 3 exons. Gene Ontology annotation, molecular function: protein binding. Bases 107 to 484 code for a protein of 125 amino acids. Gene Ontology annotation, biological process: transcription elongation by RNA polymerase II.